This is a messenger RNA of Populus nigra (black poplar), 2293 nucleotides long. RefSeq names its product cleavage stimulating factor 64. The transcript is spliced from 10 exons. Lineage: Eukaryota; Viridiplantae; Streptophyta; Magnoliopsida; Malpighiales; Salicaceae. Gene Ontology annotation, biological process: mRNA 3'-end processing. Gene Ontology annotation, cellular component: mRNA cleavage and polyadenylation specificity factor complex. The record is from RefSeq and is a predicted model, not a curated record. Bases 387 to 2024 code for a protein of 545 amino acids. Gene Ontology annotation, molecular function: mRNA binding.
AUUCUGGACAAGAACUGCAGAAUCUCCGAAACACUACACCGACUCUCUCCCUGAUCGCCCUGAAAGAACAGAAGGCAUUACUCCCUCCCUCCCCCUUUAUAUUCAGAAGAAAGACAAACAGAUAUAUAUCACUUUCUUUCUUUCUUUCUGGGAACUUUCUGACGCUGACCAAAACCAAACUCAACUCAACAACGUACGAAUUCACGAACACAUAAACAGCAACCGAAUAAAACACUUUAUUUAUUUAUUUAUUCAGCUAUCUAUAUUUUUUGGGGUACUAUACGACGCCGUUUUCGAAGAAGAAUAAGAGAAUAGAGGGAGAGCGGUUCGUGGAGAAGGAAGAAGAUGGAGCAUUUCUUCUUCUUCUUCUCUUGUUAAAAUAAUUCAUGGCCUCCUCUUCUCAGCAUCGCUGCGUUUUUGUUGGGAAUAUACCGUAUGAUGCAACCGAGGAACAGCUAAUUGAAAUCUGCAGAGAGGUUGGGCCUGUUGUGUCCUUCAGAUUAGUAAUUGAUCGAGAAACUGGGAAACCUAAAGGUUAUGGAUUCUGUGAAUAUAAGGAUGAAGAGACAGCGCUAAGUGCUCGUCGUAAUCUUCAGGGUUAUGAGAUCAAUGGCCGGCAGUUACGGGUUGAUUUUGCUGAAAAUGACAAAAAUGCUGACAGAAACCGAGAACAGGGUCGCGGGGGUCCUCGACUGGCUGCAAAUAAUGAUCCCCAGAAACAAGCAGGGGGUCCAGCAAUUCUGGAGGAGCCGGCUCAGCACCAGCCAAUUGGUCUCCACAUAGCCAUUACUGCUGCAACUGUCAUGGCAGGAACUUUAGGUGGUGCUCAGACUGUCAUGCAGUCAAAUCAAAAUGGUUUACAGAGUCAGCCAGCACUAGCAAGUGACCCCCUGACUCUUCAUCUGGCAAAAAUGUCUAGAAAUCAAUUGAAUGAAAUCAUGUCUGAGCUAAAGGGAAUGGCUACACAAAACAGGGAAGCAGCUCACCAGCUGUUACUUGGAAAACCACAGCUGUCAAAAGCUCUUUUUCAGGCACAGAUAAUGCUUGGAAUGGUGACUCCACAAGUGUUGCAGCUCCCAAAUAUUCGGCAAUCAACAGGUCAACCCGCUCUAUCUUCAUUACAAGAUUCUCAACAGGUUCAGCGGCCAGCAGUUCCAAAUCUUCCUGGGUUACCCCCUACUGCGCAGAGGAUGCAGUUGGGCUUAGGUCAAUUUUCUGCUGGUCCACAACCAUCUGUUCAGCCUCAGAAGUCUCUGGUUCACAACCAAUUUUCUGCAACCCCACAACCAUCUGUUCAAGCUCAAACACAGAUUCCACAUCAUGUCAACAACCAUGUUCCUCAUCAUGCCACAUUGUUAGGGCAGUCUGCGCCACUUCCUGCUGCGCUUCCUUCUGUUAGACCACCUGUUCAGAUGGCAAACUCUGCACCUCUGAACCAACAAAUGCAACCUUCAUUGGUACAACAUACAAGACAGGUUGGAAAUACGAAUGCUAGGCACAACCCUCAGAUGGUUCUUCCCAAUAAAGCUAUGCAAUCUUCUCUUUUAUCCCGUCCUCCAGCAACAGGCUCCUUUCAGUCUGGCCUCUCAGUAUCAUCGGGCCUUUCAGAUGCAGCAAAUGCUGAUAGGUCUACUCUCAGAAGUAAUGCAUAUUUGAACAUGCAAACAAGCACAGCUCAUGAUUCUAAAGAACCAAUUAAUCGCCCUUCAAAGGUGUUAAAAUUAGAUGAUGGAAGGAGCAUGUCUGUCCCUAUGGGAGGUUCUAAUUUGUUUAAUGCCACUGGAUCUGGACCAUCCCAAGCACCUGCAGUCAAUUCGGUUCCUCCAAAUCCACUUCCCAGGCCAGAAGAGUUGCAGCAUUCUGGGAAACAAGUUCCUCAGCUUCCAGCGGACAUAGAGUCUGCCUUACUGCAGCAAGUGCUGAACCUCACACCAGAGCAGUUGAGUUCAUUGCCACCCGAUCAGCAACAGCAAGUUAUUCAGCUCCAACAGGCACUUCUGCGAGAUCAGAUGCAACCAUCAUAACAGGCUGAAUCACACACCUGGGCCAGUUUCCAUUGCAUUUAUUAUUACUAAUUAGUUCAGGCUCCAUCUGUAUCAUUUGGAAGGAAAAGGCUUGCUAUUGAUUCAUCAAUCUCUCGAUGCUAGUAAAAUUAUUUGUUCCUCAUAAGGUCUUGUUUUGGAUCUGAAAUCUGAAAUGCAAGAGCAUUGUAUCAUCCAUGUAACAGUGAUUAGCUUAUGUGAAAGAAUCAGUGGGAAAAGGAGGAAAAGAAAUUUUGUGUAACGUUGUUAUU